Plasmopara halstedii is the source of this 1395-nucleotide messenger RNA. RefSeq lists its product as uncharacterized. The coding region runs from base 1 to 1395 and encodes 464 amino acids. Lineage: Eukaryota; Oomycota; Peronosporomycetes; Peronosporales; Peronosporaceae. The record is from RefSeq and is a predicted model, not a curated record. The transcript has 3 exons.
AUGAUUGAAAAUGUGGGUGUGCUCCCUAAAGAGACGUUUAUCACAUCGGUAAAAAAGAUUCCAGAUGCUGCAUCAGGUCAUCGAAAUGUACUUGGCUCCGACUUGAUUGUUAUCGAUGAAAUACCAGCUAUGGCGAUCGUUCGCCAGAAACAUGCUCAACUUCAUGAAGUUGUUGGUUCGCUAUCGGACAAGAUCAGUGCUGUUCUCGCACAGCAAGAACGUGAUUUUUUGGCUGCCUAUCGUGCUCACAUGUACAAUGUGCAGAAAGAACUCUACGCUAUGCGCGAAAAGAUUCACCGCAAUGAGACGGUGGAGAACAAGUCUGAAAAGAUCAAAAAGAUUGAAGAUGAGCGCGACUGGUAUCGAAAUGAGGCACUACGUCUCGAUGCAUUUACAACAACAAUGACCAAAGAUUUAAAGACGAUGAAGGAAAAUUUAGAGUCGAUUGAAGAGGACCGAACUUGGCUUGAAAAGCAGUUGAAAGCAUGCAAGAAACAAAACAAAGUACUUCGCGCAGAACUGGAUGUGCGAGUCGCAGUGGCUGGCACUAGUUAUGGAUCAGAUAAUAGAGGAGGUGACUCUCCUUUCGAUUCACAACGUAGAAUAGGAGCCAAUUUACCAAAGCGUCGAAUUUCAAAGGAUUUCAGCACCGAAACAGCUUCAGUAUCCGAGGUUCAUGGAUUACCCCAAUUAACUUCAGAUGCGGUUCGUUCCGAAGAGAAGCUCAAAAAACAAAUUCGACACUUAAAACGCGAGCUACAGCAAAAAUCAAUUGAACUUAGCUCAAUCAUGCGGCAGCAUCAUCUUGUGAAAAGUGAAGUAAGAACUGGUCGAUCCCUUCUUGAAAGUUUCUUUUUGCUAUGUGUUGAGUCAGUGAAAGAGGAGGUGAGUCGACGACGUGAGAGGAGGUCACACACUAAACAACGAGAUAGUCAAUUGAUGACAAGCAAAGCUCAUGACUCAAAACAUGGCGUCGAACUGACUGAAUUCACAUCUCAAGAUCGUGUACGGGUCAUCGAGCGCUUGUUGGCUCAUGACGAAGUGCUAACAUUCUUGCACAGUCAUCUAUUUCCAUCUGAAUUGCCAACAACAGCAAAAACAGACACAUCUUCUAUAGAAACAAACAGGAGCUCAAGGUCUUCCGGAAGCGAGAUAGAUAAAGUAAAAGCCUCGUUACCGACUUUACAAAUCUCAGCAAGUCUUCCAGACACCUCGAAAUCAUUCUCAAUAAUUGACGGCAACACACCAGAUAAAGAUGACGAAAUAGAAUGGAUUGACGAGGAAGAAGUCGAAGAGGACGAAGUUUUCAUUAGGUCAGCCACUCGCAACAGUUUGCCUCUUGACCGCUUCACGAAGAAAUACUUAACAUCCAUAAAAACUGCAUUUAUCGAAUAG